GACGUCAUCAGUGACUGCCACGGCGGAAUGCAGCGCCGCUCGUAGAGCCGGAAGUCGUGUGCUUCCGCCAAGGAAAGUAGUGCGGGACGCCCCCUCCGCCCCGCCGCCGCCCGUCUCGUGCCGCCCCGGCGCCUUUCCCGCCGCGGUGGCCGCGGUCGCGCCCCCAGCCUGACGCCGGUCGAGGCCGGGAGGCCGAGGGGAGCGUGCUGGCGCGCGGAUCCCUCCGCCUGCGGUAUCGGUGCUGAGGCCGCGCCGCCGCCAUUUUGAAUGCCCGGCUCCUGCCGCCGCCGCUUCCUCCGCUGCAGGCACCGGCCCGAGGAUGCCAGCCCCCAUCAGACUGCGGGAGCUGAUCCGGACCAUCCGGACAGCAAGAACCCAGGCAGAAGAGCGUGAGAUGAUUCAAAAGGAGUGUGCUGCUAUCCGAUCAUCCUUCCGAGAGGAAGAUAACACAUACCGAUGCAGAAAUGUGGCAAAGCUGCUGUAUAUGCACAUGCUGGGAUACCCUGCACAUUUCGGACAGUUGGAGUGCCUCAAGCUCAUUGCCUCUCAGAAAUUCACAGACAAGCGCAUUGGGUAUUUAGGUGCCAUGUUGCUGCUGGAUGAGAGACAGGAUGUCCAUCUUCUUAUGACCAAUUGCAUCAAGAAUGACCUUAAUCAUAGCACGCAGUAUGUGCAGGGGCUGGCACUCUGCACCCUUGGCUGCAUGGGCUCCUCGGAAAUGUGCAGAGACCUUGCGGGAGAGGUGGAAAAGCUCCUCAAAACUUCCAACUCCUAUCUUAGGAAGAAGGCAGCAUUGUGUGCUGUUCAUGUUAUCAGAAAGGUGCCUGAACUUAUGGAGAUGUUCCUGCCAGCCACCAAAAACUUGCUGAAUGAGAAGAACCAUGGUGUUUUACACACAUCAGUAGUCCUCCUCACGGAGAUGUGUGAGAGAAGUCCAGACAUGCUUGCACACUUUAGAAAGCUUGUUCCCCAAUUAGUUCGUAUUCUGAAGAACCUUAUCAUGUCUGGCUAUUCACCAGAGCAUGAUGUGUCUGGGAUCAGUGACCCCUUUUUGCAGGUGCGAAUCCUGCGGUUACUACGGAUUCUAGGGCGAAACGAUGAUGAUUCUAGUGAAGCCAUGAAUGAUAUACUUGCACAGGUUGCUACUAAUACGGAAACAAGUAAAAAUGUGGGAAAUGCCAUUCUCUAUGAAACUGUACUGACUAUUAUGGACAUAAAAUCUGAGAGUGGACUGAGAGUGUUAGCCAUUAACAUACUAGGCCGUUUCUUAUUAAACAACGACAAAAAUAUUAGAUAUGUAGCUUUGACAUCAUUGUUGAAAACUGUGCAGACAGACCAUAAUGCAGUACAGCGACAUAGAAGCACAAUUGUGGACUGCCUGAAGGAUCUGGAUGUCUCAAUUAAAAGGCGUGCAAUGGAACUGAGUUUUGCUCUUGUUAAUGGGAACAAUGUUCGCGGAAUGAUGAAGGAGUUGCUGUAUUUCCUAGAUUCCUGUGAGCCAGAGUUCAAGGCAGACUGUGCGUCUGGAAUAUUUCUUGCGGCAGAAAAAUAUGCUCCUUCCAAACGCUGGCAUAUAGACACAAUCAUGAGAGUCUUAACAACGGCAGGAAGUUAUGUUCGUGAUGAUGCUGUUCCCAACCUGAUUCAGCUAAUAACUAAUAGUGUGGAGAUGCAUGCCUACACUGUGCAGAGACUCUACAAAGCCAUCCUUGGUGAUUACUCCCAGCAGCCACUGGUGCAAGUGGCCUCCUGGUGCAUAGGAGAGUAUGGAGAUCUUCUGGUGUCUGGUCAGUGUGAAGAAGAGGAGCCAAUACAGGUAACAGAAGAUGAAGUUCUUGAUAUUUUAGAAAGCAUUCUGAUAUCUAAUAUGUCUGCAUCUGUUACACGAGGCUAUGCUCUCACUGCCAUCAUGAAGCUUUCCACAAGAUUCACCUGCACUGUCAAUCGCAUUAAGAAGGUAGUUUCCAUUUAUGGCAGCAGCAUUGAUGUGGAGCUACAGCAGCGGGCAGUGGAAUAUAAUGCACUUUUCAAAAAAUAUGAUCACAUGAGGCCAGCCCUGCUUGAGAGAAUGCCGGUAAUGGAGAAAGUCACCACAAAUGGCCCUACUGAGAUUGUACAGACCAAUGGAGAGACAGAGCCAGCGGUACUGGAAACCAAACCUCCACCUUCUGGAUUGCAGCCUGGUAGCCAGGCAAAUGAUUUGUUGGACUUGUUGGGGGGAAGUGAUAUAACACCUGUAAUCCCCACUGUACCUACAAGCAAGCCAGCCUCUGCUGGUGGGGAGCUCCUUGACCUACUGGGAGACCUCAACCUAACAGGUUCUCCGGUACCUGCCCCUGCACCCCAGAUACCACAGCCUCCAUUCCUGCUUGAUGGACUGCCAUCACAGCCUCUCUUCAAUGAUAUUGCUGCAGGAAUCCCGUCAAUUACUGCAUACAACAAGAAUGGCCUGAAGAUUGACUUCACCUUUGAGAGGUCAAACACCAACCCCAGUGUCACUGUAAUCACGAUACAGGCCUCCAACAGCACAGAACUGGAUAUGACAGAUUUUGUUUUCCAAGCUGCAGUACCAAAGACAUUCCAGCUGCAGCUCCUGUCUCCCAGCAGCAGUGUCAUCCCUGCAUUUAACUCGGGGACCAUCACACAGGUCAUUAAAGUCCUGAAUCCACAAAAGCAACAACUACGUAUGCGGAUCAAGUUGACAUAUAAUCACAAGGGCUCAGCAAUGCAGGAUCUAGCAGAAGUCAACAACUUCCCCCCUCAGUCUUGGCAGUGAGCCUCUGGCACCAUUCUUAUUUUCUCCCCACCCAAUCAAAAGAACUCUGGGAAGAAGGUUGUGAUCCUUGGCAAUCCCCCAAACUGCACCAUGGGCAUGGGGAACAGAUGAGACCUGCUGAUGAGGAGGAAUUUUCCUGAAGUGAUUGCUGACUUUGAAGCAUAUCUGUUAAGACUAAUCUCCUCUCCUCCGCUGAUGAGGCUGGUGGCUUGUGGAGGCUACUCUGCACUCCCUCACACAUGCAUUCACAGCCAGAAGCAACAUUCCCUCCUUCCCUUCCCUGUCCCUCCCCCCUCACCCCAGAAACACAGCCUGGUUGGAAGAGAAGUCUGGAAUUUCUUGCAGGGAAGCUCUGUCUCUGCAGCAAGUGAACAGCUGCCCCUUCUUUCUGCUGUCUUUUUUUCCCCUGGGGAGGGCAAGGUGUGUUUUUGUUCAUUACUAGCUGGAUUAUCUUCAGGCACUUUCAUCUGGGGCUCAGAAUGGAGACCUGGAGAAUGUUAGGGUAACCUGCCUUGUUCUUCUUGUAUCCCCUGUGUCUGAAGGGGCUGGAGGCUUUUUAUGGCCUAUUCAGUGCAUUACUUUUACACACACCUCUCAGUUAUGUGAUACAUACUAAGAGCAAGUCAGGCCUUGGACUUCAUCUGCAAACCUGGGACAGUGCAGGAAAAGAGGUGCCAGUGAAAGCUGAUAAAAUUGCUUUGGUGCUGUACUUGGAAAUGAAGACCUUACACUUGAAUUUUCUUUCUUUCCAUCAGUGGCUGCAACCAUGCAGAUUCACAUUCUUCUGUAGCUUCCCCAGAAAGUGUGGUGAUGUCAGAGAGAUGCAGAGAUCCAAGGAACAGCUGGUUUUCUACCAUGGUUAAUUUCAAAGCUUUUUGACCCAUUAGUUGUGGUUUAUGGGUAGAAAAGAUGUAUUCAAUUUUGUGGAUCAGUCUUUGAGCAAAGGUCCUAUUGCCUGCUGGGAGACUCAUCAGAGACUAUGCUGCAGAGUUGUUCUUCCCAGUUAUUCCAGACCUUCUCCCCAGAUUAAUUUCCAGAGCCUGUUGUAGACCCCCUGGAUUCCAUUUGAUUUACUUCUGACUGGGAUAUUUGUGUUGUAUCUGUAACAUUGGCACUGAAAUAAAGACCAUGCGGUUUAAAGAGA
Messenger RNA from Cygnus atratus (black swan), 3920 nucleotides. RefSeq names its product adaptor related protein complex 1 subunit gamma 1 (gene AP1G1). Bases 320 to 2776 code for a protein of 818 amino acids. Gene Ontology annotation, molecular function: clathrin-cargo adaptor activity. The record is from RefSeq and is a predicted model, not a curated record. Gene Ontology annotation, biological process: Golgi to vacuole transport; intracellular protein transport; receptor-mediated endocytosis. Gene Ontology annotation, cellular component: membrane coat; Golgi apparatus; AP-1 adaptor complex. NCBI's taxonomy places the organism in Eukaryota, Metazoa, Chordata, Aves, Anseriformes, Anatidae. The transcript has 23 exons.